CCGCUCCCCCCUGGAAGGGAAGGGCAGUCGGAUUUCGCCGGCGCCUCCUCCCGUCGGAGCCGGCGGCCUGCGGGAGAUAUAAAUAGGGACUGACUUCAGCGGGCGGCCGGGCGGCCCGGGCCCGUCACGCCGCCGCCUGACAGGCGGAAGCGCAGGCGCUCGUCCGCCCACGUGACCGACCCACCGCGGCCCGGAGCUGCCGUAAGGGGUCAGUCGGGGUGCGUGAGCCGUAGCGGCGUUCCCAUUGUCGGGAGGCGCCUUGAAAAUAAACGCGGGUGAAACCCCGGCCAUCUCCUGGAGCCUGGAAAAGCACGACUUGUUCAGCGUUGGGUAGCAACGACUUGAUCGUUCCGUUAGGGGCAUGUAUUUCAAGUAGUGGAAGACUCUGCAGACCAAAGGAGCUGCUGAGUUUCUAGUUUGUACUGGAAUAGUAGAGUUGGCACCUAAAGCAACAUUUAGUAAGUGGCAAAACUUUAGUGCACUAACUUGGAAAUUAAGCAGCAUCGAGAUGACUCAGGAGACAAACCAGACCCCAGGGCCUAUGCUGUGUAGUACAGGAUGUGGAUUUUAUGGAAAUCCUAGGACAAAUGGGAUGUGUUCAGUUUGCUACAAAGAACAUCUUCAGCGACAGCAGAAUAGUGGUAGAAUCAGCCCAAUGGGAACAACCAGUGGUUCAAACAGUCCUACCUCAGACUCUGCAUCUGUACAGAGAGCAGACACUAACUUAAACAACUGUGAAGGUGCUGCUGGCAGCACAUCUGAAAAAACAAGAAACGUGCCUGUUGCCUCUUUGCCUGUAACGCAGCAAAUGACAGAAAUGAGCAUUUCAAGAGAGGAAGAAUUAACACCGAAAACAGUGACCGAGCCAGUUGUUACUCAACCAAGCCCAUCAGUUUCUCAGCCUAGUACUUCAGAGAGUGAGGAGAGAGCUACUGAACUGCCAAAACCAAAGAAGAACAGAUGUUUCAUGUGCAGGAAGAAGGUUGGCCUUACAGGAUUUGACUGCCGAUGUGGAAACCUAUUUUGUGGACUUCACCGUUAUUCUGACAAGCAUAACUGCCCAUAUGAUUACAAAGCAGAAGCUGCAGCAAAAAUAAGAAAAGAGAAUCCAGUUGUGGUGGCUGAAAAAAUUCAGAGAAUAUAAAUUAAUGUGCUUGUGAAAAGA
Vidua macroura (Pin-tailed whydah) is the source of this 1165-nucleotide messenger RNA. RefSeq names its product zinc finger AN1-type containing 5 (gene ZFAND5). The transcript is spliced from 6 exons. The record is from RefSeq and is a predicted model, not a curated record. Gene Ontology annotation, molecular function: zinc ion binding; DNA binding. NCBI's taxonomy places the organism in Eukaryota, Metazoa, Chordata, Aves, Passeriformes, Viduidae. The coding region runs from base 509 to 1144 and encodes 211 amino acids.